This is a messenger RNA of Kluyveromyces marxianus DMKU3-1042, 1620 nucleotides long. RefSeq lists its product as uncharacterized. NCBI's taxonomy places the organism in Eukaryota, Fungi, Ascomycota, Saccharomycetes, Saccharomycetales, Saccharomycetaceae. The record is from RefSeq and is a predicted model, not a curated record. The transcript has a single exon. The coding region runs from base 1 to 1620 and encodes 539 amino acids.
AUGAAUUUACCUAUUGAGGUUUUAGACCGUGUGGUCACAAGCGGGUUGGAUAGUUUUGAAAGUUUGAUGGCAUGGAGCCAGAUAGGAGUGCAUUUUCGGUCGGUUGUUCGGAAAAAGCUAGGGAUUUUAGCGAUUAUUGAUUCAGAUAAACAUGCAUCCAGGGCGUCUCCAGCUCCGUUAAAUUACGAUUUGGUGUCUGAUGAGUCAAAUACGAUGUGUGUGUUUAGUGACACAUUUGAUUUUGGGAAUGUGAGUGAGUUUUUGGGUAGGUUUGAUAAUAUAUUAGUGGUGGUAAUGAGCGAUCGGUUUUACAGCGAUCCAUUAGCGACGACGUUGGGGGAGUUGAGCAAAGGGUUGAGUGGUAUGGGCCAGGAGAAAAAUAUCUGUUUGAUUUACAAAACGUACGUGAACUUUUUGUCUAAGUUUUACUUCCGAGAGCUUUGUCACUGCAGCGCGCUGUUGAGGUUGUGUGAGUUGCACAUCUUGGCUAAUAGUAGCGGAGCGUUUGAUAGGGAGGAAGUGGAUAUGUUUGAUGUGGAUACGAUAUUUGAAAAUACGUACCUACACAAUGUGGAGAUUGUAUACACUUUGAAUUUGCGACGUGGCCGGAAGAUGAUGGCACCGAAAUUGCGCACAUUGAAGCACUUGCAAGUAGAGGACAAUAGCGGCAUAGUGGAGAGUUUGAAGUAUUGCCCACUGCUUUCGAGUAUCGACCAGUACCAGCUUCCACCGGGGAGGACUGUUAUUUUACCGCCUUGUGACCAUCUUGUGAUUGCCAACUACAACACAAAUGUGGUGCGGGAUCUUGUGGAUGGCUCCCAUGUAAGGGAGUCGCUAACGAUUAAACCGUCGUUACUCAGCAGCGAGCCGAAAUUCAUGAACAUCAAAUGCCCUAGCAUUAUCUCGUUAUACCUUGAGUUCAACACCAAUAUCUUGGGUAACGUCAAGUUCAUUGAUUGCUUUUUCGGUAACCUCAAGAGCUACAAAGCACCAAUCAGCACCGAUUGGGAAGAUUUAGUGUACUCCAAAUCUGUAUAUAUCGAUACUAUCGGAUUCACGGUAUCGAGUAUACUGUCUCUGCAGAAUCUCUGUGAGAUUCCGUUCAGUUUGAAUAAGCUAAUUCUCUAUUCAAGCGAUGUCGAGCUUCAGGUGACGGAGCUGCAACCUGUUCAGCUUGAAACAGUGUCCAGCUACAAACAAAUCAUCCAGGACCUAAAGCGGAUUGAGUUCCAUCUACAUAGCAUCUGGGAUUGUGUUGUGUUCCAACACAAUAUCCUCCCAUUUCUUGUAGAAGACACAGAACUCUUUGUAGAGAUUGACAGGUAUAGUAUUGCGAACGAAAUACUCAAGGCUCGCAUGAAGGACUCGACCUUAUCCCAGCUAGCUAUCUUACAGUUGAACUGGAAUCAAAGCAAGUUGGUGUUCCGAAUCCCGAAACUCAAAGCCUUCCAGAUAUAUUCCAACGCUCAGCAACAGCAGUUCCAUGAGUCAAGAGGACGCUCUUCUUCUAUGAACGGCGAUACUUUGUCAUUGCUACACCCUUUAGUACAUACUACGGAAAAUGCUUUUGCGAACAGGUCGCAAAUAGAUAUCAUCGACUUUAUCGAUAUGAACACCUAA